This is a messenger RNA of Benincasa hispida (wax gourd), 1229 nucleotides long. Its product is annotated as protein SRC2 homolog. Lineage: Eukaryota; Viridiplantae; Streptophyta; Magnoliopsida; Cucurbitales; Cucurbitaceae. Gene Ontology annotation, biological process: defense response. The record is from RefSeq and is a predicted model, not a curated record.
AUUCCUCUGCCUCUACUUUUCCCUUCCAAUAAUAACCAUUUCAAAUUAUUUCCUAUUUUCAGCUCUUAAUCCCAAAUCCUUAAAUUCUUCAUAAUUUUCCACAAAAAUUCUCCCACUCCCUCAAUCGUCUUCCCCAAAUAGCUUAAUUUCUCAAGAAAAUGGAAGUUUGGCCAUUGGAAAUCAGAAUCAUCAAAGCCAAUGAUCUCAAAGACGUCAAUCUCAUCACUAAAAUGGAUGUUUACGCCGUCGUUUCCAUCUCCGGCGACCAAUUAAACAACCCCAAACACAAAACCACCGUCGACAAAGACGCCGGUGCCACCCCCAGUUGGAACUUUUCUAUGCAAUUCACCGUCGACGAUGCCGCCGUUCAGGACAAUCGCCUUACCCUCAAGAUCAAGCUUCUCUCUAAUCGGAAAUUGGGAGAUAAAGAAAUUGGGGUUGUUUAUGUUCAAAUCAAGGAGUUGUUUGAUAAUAGUGUUCAUCGUGAGGGCGGCGGCGAUGACGAGAAGGCCACCGGAAACGAGGAGAAAUUUGGUAGUUAUAGUGUUCGAUUGUCGAAUGGGAAGUCAAAGGGGACUUUGGAUUUGGCUUAUAAAUUUGGAGAAAAAUAUAAAGUUGAGCCGUCGCCGGUACCGCCGCCGCACACGGUGGAGACGUAUGGCAUGAAGGGGGCGGAGGCGCCGCCGGUUAUGGCUUACCCGUCUACAUUUCCUGCUUCUAGCUCUUCAUAUCCGCCGCCGGCGGAUGCAUACCCACCCCCACCCGGUGGAUAUCCUUACACUCCGCCGCCGGGGGCGUAUCCACCGUCGCAUUCGGGUGGAUAUCCGCCGCCGCCGCCGGCAGGUUAUGGUUAUCCACCGCCGGGGUAUGGAUAUGGUGGCGGUUAUCAACCACCGCCUCCGGGGUAUGGAUAUCUGCCAAUGCAGCAGCCGCCGGAGCAACCGAAGAAGAGCGGCGGCGGCGGAAUGGGAAUGGGGCUCGGAGCCGGUUUGCUUGGCGGGCUGUUGAUCGGAGAUAUGAUAUCGGACUUCUGAGAAACCCAGAUGGCAGUGGCGGCGACGACGACGGCGAUGGGGGAGUUGAGACAAAGAAUAGAAUAUGAUAUAUGGAAAAAUUAUUUUUAUGAAAUUAUUUGUUUCAAAAUGUAAUAAUUUUAAGCAUAUUUUGAAAUUUGAAAGUUGGACUUUUUCCAUAGAGUUCAUUUCAUAUAAUAUUUGUUUGUUACAUAA